Messenger RNA from Papilio xuthus (Asian swallowtail), 645 nucleotides. RefSeq names its product EF-hand calcium-binding domain-containing protein 1. The record is from RefSeq and is a predicted model, not a curated record. NCBI's taxonomy places the organism in Eukaryota, Metazoa, Arthropoda, Insecta, Lepidoptera, Papilionidae. Bases 1 to 645 code for a protein of 214 amino acids. Gene Ontology annotation, molecular function: calcium ion binding. The transcript is spliced from 6 exons.
AUGCCGCACAGAAAACUCAAAGAGAAAACUCUUGAGUCCUUGUAUAAAAACACACAUUUUAAUAAAAACGAACUGGAGGCGUUAUACUGUAUGUACAGAAAGUUGGUGACCAGUGCCCAGUCAAUGGUUCCUACUUCCGCCAUCGGCCAGUCUCCAGCUAAACUUGAUGGUAUAGACCAAUGCACGUUUAGAGAUGUGAUGCACAGUACAUUCGACUUGGUAACCGAGGAAGCUGUGCUAGAAAGAGUGUGGGCGACGUGGGAGCGGGGUGCGGGAGGAGGUGAAGGCGCGAUUAAAUUCGAACCCUGGGCCCGUGGACUCAGCAAAAUGCUUAAAGGAACUGAUGAAGAAAGGCGCAUACAUUGCUUCUCUGUUUACGAUCUUAAUGGAGAUGGUUAUAUUACUAGAGAUGAAAUGUUUUUACUUUUAAAGAACUCAUUACUAAAGCAACCAGGAGACGAGGAUCCGGACGAAGGCGUGAGGGACUUAGUAGAGCUGGUGUUAAAGAAAUUGGAUGUUGAUAAAGAUGGAAAAGUCUCUUUAGACGACUACAGAGAGGCGGUGACUCAGGAACCUCUUUUAUUAGAAGCUUUCGGCCAAUGUUUGCCUUCGAAAAGACAGGCAAUGGCCAAACCUUAUCAUUAA